AUGGCUACAGUUUGGAGCGGCUGCAGCACGAGCUACGGCUCCUUCGGCCAAGAGCUGCCCCCGCGCGGCAAGGGGUGCGGUGGUGAUGGCACAAGAUUCCGUCCGCGAAGCGGAGGCCAGAUCAGUGGCGACGCCCACCUGGCACAAGGGCUAAGCGCCGCCAUGGUUACGGUCGGAGCUUGCGUUUGUAGGGCGGCUCCAUGCUUACUUGAUUCGGAGGUCGACGGGAAGGAGGACGUCGGCGUUGGGUUUUGGGCGGUCGAUGGUGAACGGCACGCUGAUGGCCAUGAUGGUGGCAAGAGGCGCGAGCCGCGUCGGCGUCCGACGAGGCCGACCGUUUUUCAGGAGGAGGUGGGCACAAGAAGUGCUCCACCGGCGAUGGCGUCGGAGCCGGACAGGAAAUCUGAGCAUGGGGCGUCGAGGCUGCACUUCUUGGAGGAGAGGGACGAGGAGACGCUGUCCAGAAGGUUGAUAAAGCUCAGCCAAAACAACAAGGUCAGGAGUGCCACUGAGCUGUUUGAUUCAAUGCGCGCAUCUGGGCUGCAGCCAAGCGCACAUGCCUGCAACUCCCUGUUGGCUUGCUAUGUGCGGAGAAGUUCAUUGGCGGAUGCAAUGAGGUUGUUUGAGUUCAUGAAGGGGAAAGGAAUGGCAACAGGGCACACGUAUACCUUGAUACUCAAGGCUGUUGCGAGCAAUCAGGGUUAUGUUUCUGCAUUGGAAAUGUUCAAUAAGAUUGAGGAGGAGGAAGAUUCAAAGAAAAUCAUUGAUGUGAUUGUUUAUAAUACAAUGAUAUCUGUGUGUGGAAGAGCAAAAGAAUGGAUGCUUGUGGAGAGACUAUGGAGAAGGCUAGAGGAGAAUUCUUUGAGUGGGACUUUGCUGACAUAUGAUUUGUUAGUCAGCAUAUUCGUGCAAUGUGGACAGUCUGAGUUAGCAAUUGCCGCAUAUCAGGAAAUGCUCCAGAGCGGACUAGAUCCGAGCGAGGAUAUAAUGAAGGCUAUCAUUGCUUCCUGCACUAAAGAAGGGAAGUGGGAGUUUGCACUGUCCACAUUUAGUAGAAUGCUGAGUGCUGGCAUGAAACCCAGUUUAAUUUUGUUCAAUUCAAUUAUCAACUCACUAGGGAAGGCUGGUCAAGAUGAACUCGCCUUUAGGAUGUACCAUCUUCUGAAAAAAUCAGGCCUUAAGCCUGAUCAAUAUACAUGGAGUGCACUGUUGUCGGGAUUAUACAGGUCUGGGCGAUGCUGGGACUGCCUAGAGCUUUUCCAAGGAAUCAAAGCCAAGCAUCCGACGCUCUUAAAUGAUCAUCUCUAUAACAUUGUUUUGAUGUCUUGCGAAAAGCUUGGUCAAUGGGAACAUGGUUUGCAGCUGUUGUGGAUGAUGGAAAAAAGUGGACUGAAAAUAUCAGUGGUAUCUUACAAUCAUGUGAUAGGUGCUUGUGAGGUUGCUAGCGAGCCAAAAGUUGCUCUUAAAGUGUACCAGCGCAUGAUUCAUCAAAGGUGUUUGCCAGACACAUUCACACAUUUAUCUGUUAUACGAGCUUGCAUCUGGGGAUCUCUUUGGACUGAAGUGGAGGAUAUAUUAGAGGAGGUGGCUCCAGACUCUUCGAUCUACAAUGCGGUCAUCCAUGGGCUGUGUUUGCGAGGCAAGAUCGGGCUGGCCAACAGGGUGUACGCCAAGAUGCGGAGCAUUGAGCUCAUACCGGAUGGCAAGACGAGGGCGUUCAUGCUUCAGCACAUUGCUACGGACUAG
Miscanthus lutarioriparius is the source of this 1746-nucleotide messenger RNA. NCBI's taxonomy places the organism in Eukaryota, Viridiplantae, Streptophyta, Magnoliopsida, Poales, Poaceae. The record is from the annotation of a GenBank genome assembly.